Messenger RNA from Dermacentor andersoni, 2630 nucleotides. RefSeq lists its product as uncharacterized. Lineage: Eukaryota; Metazoa; Arthropoda; Arachnida; Ixodida; Ixodidae. The record is from RefSeq and is a predicted model, not a curated record.
GCUUACAAUCUAAAUUCUAUGUCAAAUGCGUUGCGAAUAAUUUACGCCUAGUUGGACUUCUCGGAUAUCGCCUUUUGUGGUCAGUUUCGCAAGGAUAGUGAAGUAUGUUCCUGUUUGAUGUAAAGUAUAUACAUUCCCUGUUGCUUUUACUGGAAUAUGUCGCCUUUUCUACCAUUACCUUUGUGGGAUAUUUUUGGUGUCUUACAAACACAGGAUGAAGAAUAAACUUAUGGACGUUGAAAUACAUGACGGUAGAAUCCUAGCAUAACCGAUCAAGUUGACGGGAGAACAUGGUAUGAACGGUGUGUCAUUAAAUUACUUUGCUUGUGGCGGGCUUUGUACAAAAUUCACCGUCCUCUCUUCCUCUUUGAUAUUUUCGACGCAAUCUGCAAUUUUCGUCGAAUUAAACUUGAUGCUUGGGUAGACCGACCGGUGGAGAUUAGGUUAGGUUAGGUUAGGUUGGGGUGGGGUUGGAUUGGGUUAGGCUAGGUUUGGUUGCGAGUUCUUUGCCAUUUGUUUGCAAAUAAUUUCACAUGUGUACCCGCAAUGCCAAAUAAAUAUUUGAGUGAUUGGUCUGUGCGCUGUUCCGCGCACUAUUUUGACCGAGAGAUAAAUUGAACGCAAAAAACGAGGAGCCUGGGACCAAAUAACUUUUGUAUUCAAAUUUUCUCCUUGGUCACUGGUACGAGCACCACCUCGCCGCGGUUAUCGCUGGGAUCGGUCACUAUACUCGACGGAUGACAAGAAAGCCGCCAUAGUUGCAAAGGGGCUUUCGAGUUCCUAGUGGAUAGCGUUGGCCCAGCGGUCAGGAGUUUGAACAGCGGCAUAGAGGGCCCCGGGCAGAGACUAGCUUGCGUAACGAGUAACAAAAUGUUUUAAUUACAUCGCUGCGUAAGAGCGGCCAGCUCGGCGUGCUACUCGAUGAAGAGCGAGCUGAGGCUUAAUGAUAAACAUAGAAUGGAAAGAAAAGUAUCGUUACACUGCUAGAAUCUCACGAUGCCGACGCUGCGCCAUGCAGUCACCACACCUGGAAGGUCAACGGGGGCCAGGAAGCACACGAGCGUGUCGUCAUCGGCGGCUGUGACAACCACAACGAAGGCGGCUGGCGUUGAUGAAGAAUAUUCGUCGACUGCUGCCGAUUUGAGUCGACACAAUGACCGCCUACUCUGCGUUUUCUCGGGCGGACAAAAGACCGGGCUUGUUCUUCCCGCCGACGGCGUCUGCAAGUACAUCGCCUUUCACAGCGUGGUGCCAGCGAAACAGUCAAAAGACUUCACGUCUCCGAACAACGGGGAAGCUUUCGAUGCGUUCAUGGUCGAGGCAGGGAAGUUCAGGCGCACCGUGCCGCUGCUCUCCAUCGCCAAGCACGCAUGGGACGAGAUGGCAGCCAAUGGGGAACGCGUCGCCAACGCCACCUGGGCGCUGGAAGUGUACGCAGACCGUGGCAUCGGUGGGUUUGGCUGCGCCCUCUACUACCACACGCUACGCUACGCGUCCGACAGCAAGACUCACCUGGCGCUACUCAGUGAGGACUUCCGCAAGAUGCUGCGAUCGCCGCUACUCUUCUUUCUGGGCCUGGUCGUGGUGGACUCGAGUCACGGCCUGGGAGCCCGCGACGCCGCGUUUGAACUGGCUAGCAGCGUUGUCGAGCACGUGGAUCUCCUGGUUGUGGUGAGCCACCUCCCAGCCGACCGGGACGUGCUGCAGGAGACCGAGGGCCUGCGCCAUUGCCUAGUCACCGCCGCGUCCGGUUGGCUCGACGACGACCUUGGAAACAAGAACCUCCUGUCCACACAACACGCCGUUGACGUUGUCCUGGCUCUCAAGGACUCCAAGGCCCGCUUGUUCGUGUCGGCAACGAUGGGUGUCUGGAAGUAUGUGGUGGCAGCGCGGAGCAUCCAGAACCUGCCCACCCUUAGUAACAUGACCUGCGACUCCCGAGAGCUGGUGCCGUUCGCAGAGGUCUGCAAGACAAACUUCACCAUCGGCAAAGGCGGCGAAGUUGGGAUUGCCUACGACUACGACUUAGAUAAAUCCACGUGGCGCUCGUAUGAGACGCCGGAAUCCAUUUCUUUCAAAAUUCAGCGUGUGUUUCGACACCUGAAAGACGCGCAAGCUUCGGGCAGAGCCGGCUUCUGGGCGUUAUACGAUGUCGAAAUGGACGACUGGGACGGUGAAUGCCACAAUGGCACUCCGAGGAAGCCCGUUAGACUCUACAAAUUUGCGGACCUCACGGAACCUGCCUCAUUGAAAAGAAUUACGUACAGCUAGCACGCAGUGUGCGUUAGCUGCUCGCGAAAUAAACUUACGCGGUGUACAUUUUGUCCACACAGCACCGGCCCUUAGCGACGAUUCCCGCAGUGCAACUGAAAUUAAUCUCGAAGGCCAUGCUUAUGCGAGCUGAAAAUUCCGGACAUGUCGUAAUAUCCGCCAUGUUUUAAACAUUAGCUGCCCCCCAAAAAGAAAAAGCAUCUUUUAAUUGUCGUUCUAACUGUACUCUAAAUGAGAUCAGUAUAUUUAUGCUUGUAUACUUGCGCGCUUUAGUUCUGGGUACAUUUCUGGCCUUAUAAAACAAAUUUCGACAGCCCAUCUUUAGAGACCAUACAGGUUACGCUUGAUAAUAUUGGUCU